UAAACAACUAAAGAAGUAUAUCACCCACCCGUACCUACUGGACAGGCAACGUCCUCAUCUUCAUCUCCCAGGUUUUCCCCUCCAAUCACCCCCAGGUCUUCCUCUCGCGAGUUGCGGUCUCGCGCCCCCCCUCCGCCGACCGCCGCCUCCUCACAACCGCGGAAGCUGCUUCCCUCUCCAUUGGACGCGGCCAGCUUCCAUCUCUCGGUCACCUCCCUCUACAUCCCACGGCCGCUACCACCUUCCCUCUACCUCACACGGCCGCCGGCCUCUCCAAGGUCUGCACACGGAAUUGUGUAAUUGUGAUGUUGAUUUCACAAUGUCAAGUGUCUAUGGCGUCUCCAUGCAAGUACACACUACACUGGCACCGCGGUUGACAGUCAGAACUUUGAUUGCCUGUCCAAUAGGUACCGGAAAAACCUUGCCACGAGUCGCCGACACUCCAUCCCGGAAGAGCUAACGAGGUGACUCCCCACCGCGCCCAUGGGUGACAGCCAGUACUCCUUCUCCCUCACCACCUUCAGUCCGUCGGGGAAGCUCGUGCAGAUUGAGCACGCGCUCACGGCUGUCGGAUCCGGGCAGACCUCGCUCGGGAUCAAAGCUGCCAAUGGUGUAGUCAUUGCCACUGAGAAGAAGCUGCCUUCUAUUUUAGUGGAUGAAACAUCUGUGCAAAAGAUUCAGGCACUAACACCUAAUAUUGGAGUUGUCUAUAGUGGGAUGGGUCCAGAUUUCCGUGUUCUGGUGAGAAAAAGUCGAAAGCAGGCACAACAAUAUUAUCGGUUGUACAAGGAACAUAUACCUGUAACACAGCUUGUACGAGAGACUGCUGCUGUCAUGCAGGAGUUCACACAGUCAGGUGGUGUGAGACCAUUUGGAGUAUCACUGUUGAUUGCUGGGUAUGAUGACAAUGGCCCGCAGUUGUAUCAGGUUGAUCCCUCAGGAUCAUACUUCUCCUGGAAGGCAUCAGCCAUGGGAAAAAAUGUGUCCAAUGCAAAGACGUUUCUUGAAAAGAGAUACACAGAAGAUAUGGAGCUUGAUGAUGCCAUCCACACUGCAAUUUUGACUUUGAAAGAAGGAUAUGAGGGGCAAAUUUCCUCCAACAACAUUGAAAUCGGAAUUAUUCGAGCUGAUCGUGAGUUCAAAGUUUUAAGCCCAGCAGAGAUCAAGGAUUUCUUGGAAGAGGUGGAGUAAGCUGUCUGUUGAUGAUACUAGUUCAGACAACAAUAGCAGCGUCACUUAUGAGCAGCCAGCCUGAAGAUUGUCUUGGUUUUAUUACUCUGUAAACUGAUUUGCUCCAGCGCCAUGUGGUGGUUACAUUUGAACCCUCCUCAACGCAUACUGUAGACAAUGAGAUAACGUAGGAUGAAUGCUGUAUUUGACAUACUUUGCAGCUUGUUUAUGUGAUGCACGUUCUUGCGGACAGUAUCGAUACCCAGUGUUUAUUGUCGUCU
Zea mays is the source of this 1451-nucleotide messenger RNA. Its product is annotated as proteasome subunit alpha type. The transcript has 13 exons. Gene Ontology annotation, cellular component: proteasome core complex, alpha-subunit complex; proteasome core complex. Gene Ontology annotation, biological process: ubiquitin-dependent protein catabolic process. Bases 484 to 1191 code for a protein of 235 amino acids. NCBI's taxonomy places the organism in Eukaryota, Viridiplantae, Streptophyta, Magnoliopsida, Poales, Poaceae. The record is from RefSeq and is a predicted model, not a curated record.